AUGGGCUGCCGGCCGCGGCCGGGGCUGCUGCUGUGGCUCCUGGCGGGCGCCUGCGGCCUGGCCCUGCUGGCCUACUGCCUCCGCUUCGACCGGCAGCGCCGCGGCGCCCCGGACUUCAAGCGCAGGCUGAGGGAGAGAAGAAAAAAAGAGUGUAAACAGGCAAAAGAACGUGAGAAAGAGUUGCGAGAGUUGAAAGAUACCACCAAGAUCCAAGAAUUCUUUCUGCAAGAGAUACAGCUGGGUGAGCUAUGGCUGGCCAGAGGAGAACAAAAGAAGGGCAUUGAACAUCUUGUCAACGCCAUUUCAGUGUGUAAACAUCCAGCCCAGCUCAUACAAGUCCUGGAGCAGACUCUGCCACCCCAAAUAUUUGAGAUGCUGGCACACAGAAUCCCAUCUGUAAUGCAACGGCUUGAGACAGCACUGAACGAGGAGGAUGCAUCAGAUGAGUGA
Messenger RNA from Eublepharis macularius, 450 nucleotides. RefSeq names its product translocase of outer mitochondrial membrane 20 like (gene TOMM20L). Gene Ontology annotation, molecular function: transmembrane protein transporter activity. The record is from RefSeq and is a predicted model, not a curated record. Gene Ontology annotation, biological process: protein targeting; tRNA import into mitochondrion; protein import into mitochondrial matrix. Gene Ontology annotation, cellular component: mitochondrial outer membrane translocase complex; mitochondrial outer membrane. Lineage: Eukaryota; Metazoa; Chordata; Lepidosauria; Squamata; Eublepharidae. The transcript has 5 exons. Bases 1 to 450 code for a protein of 149 amino acids.